Messenger RNA from Lycium barbarum (goji berry), 1050 nucleotides. RefSeq lists its product as uncharacterized. The transcript has a single exon. The record is from RefSeq and is a predicted model, not a curated record. Lineage: Eukaryota; Viridiplantae; Streptophyta; Magnoliopsida; Solanales; Solanaceae. Bases 1 to 1050 code for a protein of 349 amino acids.
AUGGCUAGAGACCUUAUUGAUCAUGAAAUUUGGUGGCAGUUGAGGAUGGGUUCAUCUCUCUUUUGGUUUGACAAUUGGACAGGCUUAGGCCCUUUGUAUUUUCUCACAGAUUCUCUUUUUUACUGUGAUGAGAAUAUUAAUAAUGUCUAUGAUGUUGUUACUGAGGGAAGAUGGAAUGAGACUGUUAUUAGAAACAUCUUACCUGAGGAGCUUACAGAUCAUAUUUUGACUGAGAUUCAGUCUCCAAGUAAAGGAAAUGAGCUUGAUGUUCCAUAUUGGAAAUUAUCCACCAAUGGGCAAUUCAGUGUCAAAACAACAUGGGAAUAUGUUAGAAGUAAAGCAGAAAAAAGAGAUAUUUAUAAGAAGAUGUGGGUGAAAGGUUUGCCUUACAAGGUUGCUUUUACAAUGUGGAGAGUUUGGCACUUUAAAGUUCCUUUGGAUGAGGUAAUCAGGAGCUGGGGAUACAACUUACCUUCUAAGUGUCGAUGUUGUGCUACAGAUCCAAAGGAAGAGACUAUUUCUCAUAUUUUUUUAAAGUGUCCUACUGCACAAAGAGUUUGGUCCUAUUUCUGCACUGCAGCAGGUAUUGACAUCACUGGUCUGCACUUGCAACAAAUAAUAUUGAAAUGGUGGACUGCUGAGGUAAGGCCUAGAAUGCGUGCAAUUUACUAUGUUGUUCCUUCUAUUAUUGUGUGGGAGUUGUGGAAAAAAAGAAAUGGAGAUAUGCACAGUAAUAAAGUGACAGAUGCAAGAGUAAUAUAUCAGGCAUCAACUUUGAUCCAACAGUUGGUGAGAGUAAGAAAGCCAGGUAUUAGUAAUGUCCAUCACAGAUGGCCUGACAUAUUGCAUAGUUUGGAUUCCUUUGUGCCAAGGUUGAAAGUGACUAAGGUAUUGUGGAAUUUUCCUACGGAGGGUACAUGGAAGUGCAAUACAGAUGGUGCUACUAAGGGCAACCCUGUUAGGAGUUCUUUUGCUUAUUGUGUAAAGGACUAUAAAGGAGAUCUGAUUCAUGCACAUGCUAAGGAAAUGGAGGAAAGCACAAAUACAUAA